Molecule: messenger RNA, 7968 nt
Organism: Seriola aureovittata
Lineage: Eukaryota; Metazoa; Chordata; Actinopteri; Carangiformes; Carangidae
Product: inactive N-acetylated-alpha-linked acidic dipeptidase-like protein 2
Exons: 19
Coding region: 1-2628 (875 amino acids)
Source: RefSeq, a predicted model, not a curated record
AUGGUUAUUAUAAAAACAUGGAUUAAAGGCUUUGAGAUUUCAGUCCUGGUUGACUUGGCAGAACCUGUGGUUACGGGUGUUAACACCAAGCGUGCUCUAAUAAUAGAGUUCCCCGAGGUUCUGGCAGGUUCAGGCCCUCUCCGUCUCUCCCAGGGCGGAGAUUUCUCAUUACUAAAGCAACAGGAACCUCGUCCAUUGCUCAGCUUCUCUGCUGAUACUCCUGCCUGCUUCUCCAAACUGGGAACGCGCCGGCUCAAGGCAAUUGCAGGUGACAUCAUGGCAUACAGGAAGGUGUGUGAUGCCCAGGGUGGCCCACUGGUCGGUGAGGCUCUGCACUGCUCUGGAAGUCUGGAUCUUGACUGGGACCUGGACAAGGAGGAGCUACAGGAGCCAGGACCCAGCAUGGACCGCAUGCAGAUGCAACAUGUAGACUGCCAGAGAUCCGGAUGCUCAGACCCUGGCCCUGAUCCUGACCCUGAGUUGAUGGAACCCAUCCAGCCGUCAGUUUCAGUUUCACCACAUGGACGGUUUGAGCGACUCCAAGAAGAUCCCAACUACAUCUCCCACUUCACCAGGGCUCCUGCCCUCAAAGGUCAACGACGACUCCACUGCUUCCUGCUCAGGUACUUCCUGGCAGCAGUGGGGCUUUUCGUCCUGGGUCUCCUGAUUGGCUGGUUCACUCACACGCCAAACGUCAAACCACCUGUUCCCCCGUCCGAUAGCUCUGACCUGCUGGAGGAACUGCUGAGAAGAAUUACAGCUGACAAGAUAGAUGCUCUUCAGAGGUCUUUCUCCAGCCUGUCGGAUGAUAGCGAGGAAGCUAGAGCCAGGUACCUCUACAGGCAGUGGGUGGGACUCGGUUUGACUGAUGUCCACCUGUCCAAUCACACAGUCCUACUCAGCCUGCCUGGUUCCACGCCCAACACCAUAACUGACAGGUCCAGUCACCAGUGCUUCCUGCCAAACGGGAUCCCCUGUGAUCAGCGUGGACCUAAUGACCUGCCGAAGCAGCAGUUCUCCUACGCAGCCUACUCCGCUGUUGGAAGUCUGCAGGGGGAGGUGGUGGAUGUUCAGUACGGCAGCGUGGAUGACCUGAGGAGAGCCAAAGACACCCUGAACCUCACCAACCAGAUUGCCGUGGUCAAGCUUGGCCAAGCACCUUUGCUGUACAAGCUGUCCCUACUCUCUGAGCUGGGUUUCGGGGGUGCACUGCUUUACAUCGACCCAUGUGACGCUCCCCCUGGCCGCCACACCUGGAACCAAGCCUUCAGGGUCACUCUCAACCCCGGAGGAAACCCUGCCAUAGCUGGUGUGUCAAGAGAGGCUGGAGGAAGUUUGACGUCUCUGUUGGUUCAGCCAAUCUCUGCCUUCCUGGCCAAGACGUUACUGUCCUCUCCCUCCACAGGGCAGGGAGGCUCCUGUAUUCCUCUGGCCAUGUCUCCCAACACAGAACGAAAGAAGAUUACGCUGACUGUUGAAAACCAGCUGUCCUACAAGAAAAUCUACAAUGUUGUGGGAUACCUGAAAGGAAGGAGGAACCCAGAUCGCUACGUCCUAGUAGGCAGUCGUCAUGACAGUGACCAGGGAGGCGGGGCUUCAGCCAUCAUGAAUCAGCUCAUCGCGGCACUGACCGAGCAGGCCAAACGAGGAUGGGUGCCGGACCGUACCACUGUGUUUUGCUCAUGGGGAGGCUCAGCCCUGGGAAACAUCGGGUCCUAUGAGUGGGGAAAGGAUAACAGUGUUGUCCUACAGAGCAGUGCAGUGGCUUACGUCAGUCUGAACUCUCCAGUGAGAGGGACGGAGACUCUUAGAGCUACAGCUUCCCCGACCCUGCUGCAACUCACCUCGGACAUACAGAGGAGACAGUUGCUGAGUUGCAUUCGUGGUGGGAACUGCCCUGGACCCAACGUCAGCUCUCUGCAGUUGCCUGGAGAUGUGAGUUUCUUUGCCAACCAACUGGCUGUUCCCACCGUGGAGUUUGCCUUCGAGCAGACCAAAGCAGAGGAGACGACCAGUUUCCUGUCCGAGGCCCAGUUUUCUGUGGAAUCACCAAAAACCCUGGACCCACUUUUCAAGUUCCAUGAAACCAUUGCUAAGAUGACGGCAGAGGCCAUUCUCCGCCUUGUCAAUGACCCUGUGCUGCCGUUCUACCCUCUGGACAUCGCCCUGGACGUACAAAACAAACUCAAAGAGAAAAGCGUGGUAUCUCCUUCCCUGCUGUCCUCAGCCUCAUCGUUGAGAGACCACGCAGCUUUCUUCCAGUCAGAAACGAUGCGGCCUGCCAAUGACCCUAAAGAGCGUGACCCUUCCCAUGUGCGGAUGCUCAACGACGUUCUCCGUGACCUGGAGAAGAGCUUCAUCAUCCCACAGGCACCAUCCGGAGUGUACAGGAACCUGUUAUACAGCCUUCCAGGAAAGACUCCUCAGUUUUCCAUCCUCAGGUUCUCACAGGAAGCUGUCCUGCACUGCAGUGUCACCAGCAAAACAGUCAAACACAACAAAGAAGUGCUUUGCCACAGUACCAUGAACCAGUCUCUGUCUCUUAUCCUCAGGGCUAUCCGCUCAGCUGAGAGGCUGGUGUGCUUUGGCUUGGACUUGUUUGAAAAUUACCCAAAUGACACAAAAUGAUCUUGACUGGCACAGACCCACCAAUCAGCUCGGAUGCACUAAACACUGCCACUGAUCAAGUCAAUAAAAUUCAAACACAUCGGGAAUAUUAAAACACAAUUGACCCCCCCUGACUGACCUCGCCCAAAACUCAUCUUACUCAUCGUACUAAAGUCCUGGAAAAGUUGAGAAUCCGAGGGAAUCCACACAUUACUCAAUAAGGCUGAAAGGAAAGGAUUAAACUCCACCCCAAGUGUCAUUUAGCGUCAUGAUUCCAAACUUCCUCAAUAACAAUUAUUGAAUAACAACUUGCAGAAACUACAUGCAAUAUAGUGAGAAGCUUGAGACAUUUUGAAUGAUUCAUGUUAAAGGUUGUAAAAAAAAAAAAAAAAAUGUUUUCUGAUUGAUGAAUGUAUUAAAACUAACUUGUUGCACAGCUUUUUGAUAUGCAAAUAAUGGGGUCAUAAAAUUGCACUAUUCACUCUUCCUAUGAAAACUGACCAGCAAUAAAAGGCACAUGGUCAUUUUUAGAUUGUUACUUUUCCUUCACCAGACACUAACUCUUUUAUCCAUCCUUUCCUUGACAAACCUCAGCAAUAAAUCCCAGAGAAAACAAAAGCAGCAAUUCAAAAUGGUUACCAUGGUUAACAAUUUGAUUCAUAUUUGUAAGACAUUUGGGAAAUGCUGAAAAGCUGAAAAAAUACCUUAACCUUGUCCAGGUUUGGUCAAAGUCACUUCGUGAUAGUAGCUGUUUUCAUAGUUUUUUCUUUGCAAAAUGCAACGGAAGGUAUAUCUGGGGAAGCAGCUUCCGAAAACUUUCCAAAUUAAAUUUUUGGUCUCACUUAACCAAAUAUUAGCUGACUAACCAAACAGCUUUUGGACUCAGAAACAAGUGUUUUGAAUGAUUUAUUGGAGAGCUUCAGUAGGCUGCCACAUGAUGCUGUCCCCUGUUUAUAUGUUUUGCUCGAGUCAUGUUUCCUUAAUCUCUACAAGGGAGAUGGGAAUCAUCAAAUUUUUGAGAAUAAAACCCAGGUUAAUAAAAUACUGAAAACUUCUUUGGAUGAAUUAAAUAACAAUUUCACCUGACAACUUAAAAAUUCUAAAACCCAGUUAUCCCUAAGGGCCUUGUUAAGCAAUAAGCCAUUCUAACAGAAGCCAACCGAACAACACCAUUUACUGUAGCUGUUCUAAAAUCACUGUAUGCCGUGACGUCUGAUGGGUUGUCACUUGAUUAAAGAGCAAUAACUCCACAGAACCAUGAGCAGAGCUAUUCCGAGCAAUCUAAUACUUUAAGCAAUAAAAUUUUGUUGAUUAAAAUAACAGUUCUUGGCAUGUGUUUACAGAUGACUGUAAUAAGGAUGUCAUGCUGGCUCAAAUGUAAAACACUCACUUCACCAUUGCAGAGAUCUGGGUUCUUCAGUACCUGGUUACAAAUGCCUCUGUCUUGGCCUGGAGCCCCAAUCAACACCCAUAGUAAGAGGCAAUCGGCCUCAUUCACCAAUAUUUUCUUAAGUAUUUUCUUAAAUUCUUUCUUAAGUUGAAGAAAGUUCUUAAGAAAACUCUACGUCAGAUUCAUGAGCGUGUUCUUAAACUGCAGAAUUGUGCGCACCAGUGUUCCUGGAUUGAUGAAUGCCAAUCUCCUUGUAGAUUGAAAGUGUGUGCUAGUUGGCCCUAAUUAGCACAGGUAAAAGCACAUGACCUUAAAAGGACAUGUGACUGAAGGGUCGUGUGCAGACACAGACAUAAGUCAUAAAGAGAUACCGUAAGGGAAAGUUGAGAAAAUGUCAAAACAAAAAAUCUAAAGAUGGAGCUCCAGAAUCAAAACGCAAAAGGAACUUUAGUAGUUCUGAAGCGGAGGUACUGCUGCCGGAAGUGAGCCGCAAACGAGCCAAUAAGUGUUAAUGUAGCAUUCAUUUAUUUUAGAAGACCAUACUGCUUUGUAAAAUAACAAAAGUAAUUUUUUAAAAAACAUUAUGAAUAACAAAGAUAUUAUCUUAAUUUAAUAAUAUAAUGUUAUAUAACUGUAGAACAGAAGAAAACGCAAUAAACAUUUAUUGUGCUCAAUCAAUGAGAGUGUGAUGAGAGUGAUAAGAGUGCUCUUGAGUGUGCGUAGAUUCUGUUCUUACCUAAGAACAAAUUCUAAAUACGAAAACAUUGGUGAAUGUCAGAAAAGUGCAAAAAGUGGGUUUUAAGAAGAAAUCUCCUCUUAAGAAUGGUUGGUGAAUGAGGCCCAAUGUUAGCAGGUGGGAAGUUGGUGGGGGAGCAUGUCCUUGUUCGUCACACUAGCAAGUCCUACAGAUCCUCAGUGUGGAGUUAAAAGAAGCAGUUGGUGACUCCGUGUCCUCUGUAGGAGGCUCAUGAGAGGUAGUUUACACUUGUCAUGGUCCAACAGAGGAGGUUGGCAAUGACAGAGAUCAACAACUAAAUAUGGGAGACAAUGAGAGAAAAUGCAAAAGUAAAAGACACAUAGUCUCUGUCUCCACUUGUUAUUCUUUCCCACUCUUGAGUCUGUGCUGCACUCUGCAAACUCUUGAUGUUUUAAGUGGCAACAGUCUGUGUUAUCUCUCCUCUUUUCCCUUCAUUCUUCUUACAUUCUUCUUACAUUCACGCCAUCACCCAGUGAUCUCUGUCAUUGUGCAGCAGUUUGCUCUGCUUAUGACAAGAAAUUCAGGAGUCUAAGGCUGAUGUGCUGGCUUCAAUAGCCUGAAUAGAGACCUGAGCAAUAUUUCUUUUUGUUACCAUUUAAUGACUUAUUGGUAUUAUGGUUUAAAAAAGAUUAUUGUUGUGAGGAAGAGUGUAUGUUGGUUUAUGGUUCUGAAGAUGUGAUGAAAUCACUCAAUCUAAUCAACCAAAGCUGCAACCCAGAAAUCAGCAGCUCUAGCAACCCUUUCAAAUUACAGGGCGUCAUGUAAUUCAACAUUUAUAUAAAAAAAUUUACAAAUUGGGACUUCAGGUUUUUUGUAGUUAGGCAUGAUAUUUGCUAGAAUAGUGUUUGUAAGAAAAACAAUGAAUGAGACACUAUUUUAUACUAUGAAAUGAUUAUUUCAUACCUUAGCUUAUUUGUAAUAGUUUGAAUGUGAUAGACUUUUUUUAAGCAUGAGGGACGGGUGGGAGGGCAUGGGAUGAGCUUCAAUUUUGCACCUUGUAAUUUCUUAUUAUUAGAUCUGAAUUUUGUAAAGUUCACAUAUGUUUUAAAUGUUCUGAGAAAUGAUUCAGGAUCUUGAAAGAUACCAACACAUUGUCUACAAUUGCUUCUGACUUGCUUCUUAACUUUAUUCUAGUGUUUAGUGUUUAAAUAGUCAUACUGAUGCAUUCAAAUAGUUCAUUUUUAGACUUGAAAUAUAGUGUUUUUUAAUAAUAACAUCUCAAUUUCUACCAACAAUUUGAUACACAAAAUUUUGUAAGCUGAAUAGCUCAUUUGUAUUUGUAAAUAAGCAGAAUUGCAAUGCUGAUUUAAAAAAAAAGAAAAAAAAAAAACUUUUCAGGGAUCAGAAAUGUAAAUUCUCAUUGCUUUAAAUCAUGUGCCUUUUGUCAGUAGAAAUUAAAACAAAUGCUUUAAUUAAUAAUGCAAAUGGUAUACCAAAAACUUGACUAAGUUCCAGAUUUUAGUUGAUGUAAUGCACUAUUGGAGAUAUCACCUCUGUCAGCUGUAGAAUCUGAUCAAUAACCAACAAUCCACUGUAUCGGAAAAUAGAGAGAUAACAUGCACAGUUUGUGCUUGUGUGCAUGUGGUAAAUAAACAGACUGCAUGUAUAUUACAAAGGGAAAUUUUGCUUUCAUAUUCAGUCUAAAUGCAUCUCUUGUACUGGCUAAUAUGUUAAUAAUAAAAUGCUUUACUAAAAAAGCCUGCUGCUUGCUUGUGCAAAGUGCAAAGAAAAACGAUACAGGAACAAUACUGUGUUGUAUCCAGAAAAUCAAUCACUUCAAAAAGGUUCUAAGGUGCUUUAAAUUGAAAAACAAAUGUUAGCUAGUUAUUUUAAUAUGUAGCAAAUGUUUUGAAAAAGGCAAAAAUACCUAACAUAGAAAUCAAGCACAACAGUUGAGUACAAAUCCAAUAAGCCAGUCACCAUUUCCAAGGAAUUAAAAAGUUGAUAUGCCUGCUAUUGAUUUUAAAUCACCGCCUUGAAUAUUUAAAUCUGUUAAAUUCCCCAUUUGAGAGAAAAGCUGCAUUAUUGGUUGGUCUUUGUACAUUUUGUGAAACCUGUGUAUAUUGUGUAUUGUUAAAGGUUGAGACAAGUGUACAUUGAUACUGUCAUUGUGGCACAAACUUAACAUACUGGAAGUAGCAUCAGGUAUUCCUGUGGGUGCCAUUCAAAUCACCAAUUUCUGUAUUUCAUCAAAUAUCAAUGGCAUGUUGAAUAAUGCAUAGCAUGUAUGCCUGACACAGAAAUACAUGUGUGACAGUGCACAUUACAUAGUUACUGUAUACCAUAAUACUGCUUUGAUUUUAAUUCCAGUUGGCCUGAUGUGUUACAGUAUGGCAAGUCUGUCUCACAGCAUGAAUCUUUUGCAUCUGUUAGGCUCUUUGUUUUAGAAUUGCAUGGUGUUACAUUUACACUGAGUUUCAUUAUUACUCAUUAUUGUGCUAUGACUUCAUGCUUACAUGUUACUGUUGUAGAUAACGAUCAGAAAGUGGUUCUCAACAUUGUUUGCUUAAAAAGAAAAAACAAAUAGGGUAUUUUGAGUAUCUGUUUUGAGUUGACUUAAUUAAUAACACAGACGGGAUAGACAUUCACUAUUUAAUGUCAGUAAACUAACAUUACAUAAAUGUGAUGAUCUGCAGUAGAAAAUUCAUCGUUGCGAGGGGCCUACGACCAAGGUCUCAUCUCACAGGUUGAAAAAUACUUGACUUGGUUGAACCAUGAGCUGUCUACUUUGUACAGUAUUUAUUUAAAAAAUGUAAUAGUAAGCAAUGUUACAUAUUUUUUGAUAGAAUUAGAAAACCCUGAAAACUGGGAUUUGCACAAAAUGUGAAUUUUCUGUGAUGUUACUGCUUCAAAAGAAUUAUCCAAGCCUUUGCAUUUACCAAGAACUGCUCACACUGUGCUGUUUUCUGAAUUGUAAUUCCCCCCCCCCCAAAAAAAAAAAAGAAAAAAAAGAAACGAAGACGAGUUAAAAUGUCUUAUAAUAGUUUGGAAUUGUCCUCAAACCUAUGAAAUGUUUUUAAAUAUACCUUUUAAAAAGGCCGACUCUGACUCUCCACUUCAACACUAUUAUCAUUAGUUGAAUCAUUUGAUGAUUCAGUAUAGCUUGGUUUCUGUAUGCAUGACAAAACAACAUAACUAGAUUAUGCAGGGAUUUUUCUGGCAUGGUUUUUCGUCCUCUUCACUGUUCCAGUCUUAUUGAAUUUUUAAUGCAAUA